This is a messenger RNA of Euleptes europaea (tarantolino), 1658 nucleotides long. RefSeq names its product phosphoglucomutase 3 (gene PGM3). Lineage: Eukaryota; Metazoa; Chordata; Lepidosauria; Squamata; Sphaerodactylidae. The coding region runs from base 1 to 1632 and encodes 543 amino acids. The transcript is spliced from 12 exons. The record is from RefSeq and is a predicted model, not a curated record. Gene Ontology annotation, biological process: hemopoiesis; carbohydrate metabolic process; UDP-N-acetylglucosamine biosynthetic process. Gene Ontology annotation, molecular function: magnesium ion binding; phosphoacetylglucosamine mutase activity.
AUGGACUUUGGUACCGUUGCAAAAUACUCAGCACUCCAUGCUAAGCCUCCUGGGCUUUCCUCUCAAUAUGGAACGGCUGGAUUCCGUAGCAAGGCAGAGAACCUUGAUCAUACCAUGUUUCGCAUGGGCUUACUGGCAGUGUUGAGGUCCAAGAAGACACAAUCCACAAUUGGAGUAAUGGUUACAGCCUCCCACAACCCUGAAGAAGACAAUGGUGUGAAGUUGAUUGAUCCUUUGGGUGAAAUGUUGGCACCUUCCUGGGAAGAACAUGCAACAUGUUUGGCCAAUGCAGAAGAACCUGAACUGCUGACUGUGCUGUCUGAUAUUUGCCAGAAAGAAGCAUUGGACUCUCAGCACGAUGCCUUUGUUGUUAUUGGCAGAGACACUAGAUCUAGCAGCAAGAAGCUUUCUCAAUCAGUAAUUGAUGGUGUGACUGCCCUUGGAGGACAAUUCCGUGACUAUGGCUUAGUAACAACACCACAGCUACAUUACGUGGUCUGCUGUCGAAAUACUCAUGGGAACUAUGGGAGAGCCACAGUGGAAGGCUACUACCAAAAGCUGUCCAAGGCUUUCAUGGAGCUUAUGAAACAGGCUGCCACUCAAAGGGAUUGUCAUGUGUGCUUGAAGAUAGAUUGUGCCAAUGGUAUAGGGGCUCUGAAACUCAAAGAAAUGGAACGCUACCUUCCAGGAUGCCUUAGAAUACACAUAUUUAAUGAUGGAUUGAACGGGAAACUUAAUCACUUAUGUGGAGCUGAUUUUGUGAAAGAGCAUCAAAAACCUCCUGUGGGCCUGGAAAUGACUACCGGCGAGAGAUGCUGCUCAUUUGACGGUGAUGCUGACCGAAUAGUUUACUACUAUAAUGAUGCUGCUGGCCGUUUCCAUCUUCUGGAUGGAGAUAAGAUAGCAACCCUAAUUAGCACCUUCAUAAAAGAACUUCUGGUGAAGACUGGGCAAACGUUAACAUUGGCAGUAAUACAAACAGCAUAUGCCAACGGGAGUUCCACGCGUUACUUGGAAGAAACCAUUAAGGGACCUGUCCAGUGUGCCAAAACUGGAGUGAAGCAUUUGCAUCACAAGGCCAAGGAGUUCGAUGUUGGCGUUUACUUUGAAGCAAACGGUCAUGGCACUGUAUUAUUCAGUAAAACUGCAGAAAUGAAAAUAAGACAUCAGGCAGAAAAUGAAAAAGACAACCGAAAAAGGGAAGCUGCAAAGAUCCUUGAAAAUACUAUUGAUUUGAUAAAUCAGACAGUUGGAGAUGCCAUCUCAGACAUGCUAGUGAUUGAAGCCAUCUUGGCUUUGAAGAACCUAACCGUACAACAGUGGGAUGCCAUGUACACGGAUCGUCCGAACAGGCAGCUCAAAGUGAAGGUUGCUGACAGACGAGUGAUUGACACUACGGAUGCCGAAAGACGGGCAGUCACACCCCCAGGACUGCAAGAGAAAAUCGAUGCCCUCGUGAAGAAGACUACAUGGGCUCGAGCUUUCGUUCGCCCCUCCGGAACAGAAGAUGUGGUCAGAGUCUAUGCUGAAGCAGACACUCAGGAGAAUGCUGAUAACCUUGCACAUGAAGUCAGCCUGGCUGUUUAUUGUUUAGCUGGGGGAGUUGGAGAAGAACCCAAGCCUGUAGUUUGAAGGCACCACUGUUCUUCCUGAUGGAU